AUGUCAUUCUUAAAGGAUUUAAUAGAAUCAGCUUUCCCAGUUGCUUACGCUGAAGAAGUAUGUACAGCCAUUUUUGACGAUUUCGGAGCACAUUGAGCUUGCGAGAUGAAGACAUAAGUCGAUCUAAAGUAUGAUCGACCAUUGUGUUUCUGCAAGAGAAAUUCUAACCAUAUUAUAGCCAGCUGAAGAAGAACCUGUUGAAGAAGAAGAAUCCACUCAAGAAUCCGAAGGUGAAGACAAGGAAUCUGGUGAUGAUGCCGAAGAAGGUGAUGACAAGGAAUCGGGUGAUGCUGAAGAAGGUGACGACGAUGAAGAUGAAGAUGAAGACGAGGAGGAUGAAGAUGAAGAAGAAACUGUUGAUCCAUUAGACACUUUACGUGAAGAAUGUACUAACACCGACACUUGUAAGCCACACCUUCACCAUUUUGAAGAAUGUAUCGAAAGAGUCACCAAGGAACAAGAGGAAGAAGACUACGAUCAUAAGCCAUACAAAGAAGACUGUGUUGAAGAAUUCUUCCACUUACAGCACUGUGUCAACGAUUGUGUUGCCCCAAGAUUGUUCAACAAAUUGAAAUAA
Messenger RNA from Debaryomyces tyrocola, 577 nucleotides. The record is from the annotation of a GenBank genome assembly. NCBI's taxonomy places the organism in Eukaryota, Fungi, Ascomycota, Pichiomycetes, Serinales, Debaryomycetaceae.